GUAGUAUUGAAGUAUUUUAAUAUUUUAUGAAGGGAGGCUAUCCAUAAACAAAGACCUUUCUCCACCUCCUUGUCGAUAUCAAAAUAAGCCCGCCUCAAUCUUAAGCCCCGCCUACUGACAGAAGCUAAGAAGUCAGAACAGUGCAUACAAUGUUGGAAUAGCAGCUCUAACAAGCCGAGCAUCUGAAGUUGUUAACCGUCCCGAGUGGCUGACCGGCGCAUAAUUCUGUAGCCGCACUUACUAACUCAACGCGAACAGGCACUUCCAAAGUGUUCGUGCCAACAGUUCGGUUAAACCACCCACACAUUAAUUCCUUCCGCAUGGAUAAGUGCCGACGAUAGACACCCAAAUAUUAGGAUAUGGACACGCACUCGCUAGGCCGAACUCGUCAAACACCUGCGGCUAGAAAUCACAUCGUCUACACCGACCAUAAAGGACGAAAGAUUCCUUAUGCCGACAAGAUCACUCCGGAGCCAAUCCUCAACAACAAUGCGGCUCGGGACACAAAGGCGGACUCGAUCAGGAACAGUUAUAAUAGCCAAUUCAAAGUUGGCAUUUACGGCUGGCGGAAGAAAUGCCUUUACAUUCUUGUCAUGGCACUCAUGUUUAUGAUGAUUAUAAAUCUCGCAUUGACGCUUUGGGUUUUGAAAGUUUUAGAUUUUAAUUCGGAAGGAAUGGGUCAGCUCCGAAUAGUGCCAGGUGGUCUACAGUUACUCGGACAAGCUCUAGUGUUAGAUUCGUUGUUUGCUUCAAGCGUAAAGUCGCGACGCGGCCAUCCGAUAUCCAUCGAAUCUUCGAGAAAUUUUACAGUUUCCACGCGAGAUGCUCAUGGCAUUGUUCAGAGUAGAUUGUUUUUAAGUCACGAUCGCUUAGAAGUGAAUGUGGGGCGGUUAGAAGUACGUGACGCUCGCGGGAGCUUGCUGCUCGGCGCGGGCCACGAUGCGGUGACGGUGGGCGCAGAUAACUUGCUAGUAGCCAGCCCUGCCGGCGCGUCUUUCAACACCGCAGUACAAACUCCGCUCGUUAAAGCGCCGCCGUCUAAACAAUUGAUGCUGGAAUCUCCGACGCGUUCACUAGAGAUGCACGCGGCACAAAAUAUUGCGCUGGAGUCGCGCGCUGGUGACAUCAGUGCUAGUUGCCUCACCACGUUCCGCCUGCGGUCUGUCGCCGGAUCGAUAAGAUUAGACGCGCCAAGUAUAUACAUGCCCAAGCUAAAAUCUGCACUACCACUACCACCGUCGGCGGCACAUUCUCACGACCCUCAUCAUCAGAAUAUCUACCAGCUAUGUGCGUGUGCGAACGGCAAGUUAUUUCUUGCGCCACCCCAUGGGGUUUGCGCAGCGAGAGAGGAGAGUCUUAUAUGCCGAUGAUGUUUUUGUACUAUGAUUAUUAUGUGAUUGAUGUAAGAAGACUUAGACUGCAUUAAUGGUACGUUCGAUAGUAUUUGUUUGGCUGUUCGCAUAUUUUAUGAAUGUGUUUAUUUGUAAAUUAUUCUUGUCCCCUUCAUUGUUGUUACAAAAAUUGUUUUCGAGUAUCA
Messenger RNA from Zerene cesonia (dogface butterfly), 1537 nucleotides. RefSeq names its product delta-sarcoglycan-like. The coding region runs from base 360 to 1370 and encodes 336 amino acids. The record is from RefSeq and is a predicted model, not a curated record. Lineage: Eukaryota; Metazoa; Arthropoda; Insecta; Lepidoptera; Pieridae. The transcript is spliced from 7 exons. Gene Ontology annotation, cellular component: sarcoglycan complex; sarcolemma. Gene Ontology annotation, biological process: cardiac muscle tissue development; heart contraction.